AGUGAAGGCAUCAUUUCAGUCAAUAGUCUGGAAAUUUCUGAAUGUUUUUAAAAUGCAUUGACUUUUAAUGCCAUUCAAACGCAUUGCAAAACACAAUACAAAUAAACAUCACUUUUGUUAGUAAUUAAUUGUUAUUUAAUUGUAAUUAACUUUUGUCUCAAUAUAUUUGCGAGUAUUUGUGUUAAGCAUCACAUCCUUUACCACAAUGAGUGUCAGCGAUGAUCAUAAACAACAGGCAUUGGCGGCCAAAACUCGUGGCAACGAUUACUACAAGAAGAAGGAGUUCAAGGAAGCGCUGGAAGAGUACGGCCGCGCCAUAGGUCUCGACCCGUUGGACAUGACUUACCACUUGAACAGCGCUGCCGUCCAUUUCGAGCUCAAAGACUACGAGGAAUGCAUCAAACAGUGCGACAAAGCCAUCGAAGUCGGCCGCGAGAACCGCCAGGACUACACGAUUAUCGCCAAAGCGUACGCCCGUAUGGCCAACGCCUACCACAAGAAGGACGACUUGGAGAACGCGAAGACGUAUUACCAGAAGUCGCUGACAGAGCACAGGACGCGCGAAACGAUGGCCAAACUGUCGGACAUCGAAAAGGCCCUCAAAGAUAGGGAACGCCUUCUGUAUAUCAAUCCGGAGAAAGCGCUCGAAGAGAAGACUUUAGGCAAUGAUUUGUUCGCCAAAGGCGAUUACCCGAAUGCUAUCAAACACUAUACGGAAGCGAUUAAACGGAAUCCCGAAGACGCGAAGCUGUACUCGAAUCGCGCGGCCUGUUAUCAAAAGUUAGCCGAAUUUCAAUUGGCUCUCAAAGACUGCGAGCAAUGCAUUCAAUUGGAUCCACACUUCGUGAAGGGCUAUACGAGGAAAGGGUUGGCAUUGAUUGCGAUGAAGGAGUUCUCCAAAGCGCAGACCGCGUACGAGAAGGCGCUGGAGAUCGACAAAAACAAUCAGGAGGCGAUUGAAGGCUUCAAGAAGUGUAUCCUGAGUUCGAGCUCUAAUCCGGACGAAGUGCGCAAACGAGCGAUGGCUGACCCGGAGGUGCAACAGAUCCUAUCGGAUCCGGCGAUGAGACUAAUUCUGGAACAAAUGCAAACCGAUCCCAAAGCCGUGCAAGAACAUCUGAAGAAUCCGGAGAUCCAGUCAAAGAUCUACAAACUGAUGGAAUCGGGACUCAUUGCCAUCCGAUAAGAAUGACCGCACGUUUAGUUUCAAUUGUAUUGAUGGCUAAGAAUUUGAUUUAAAACUUGAUAUAAAACAUGUUUUUUUGCAUAAAUUUUUUUCAUUUAAUUCAAUAUUUUAUUAAAAGAUUUUUCUCAAAAAAAAAAGACAA
Medioppia subpectinata is the source of this 1328-nucleotide messenger RNA. NCBI's taxonomy places the organism in Eukaryota, Metazoa, Arthropoda, Arachnida, Sarcoptiformes, Oppiidae. The record is from the annotation of a GenBank genome assembly.